This is a messenger RNA of Strongylus vulgaris, 318 nucleotides long. NCBI's taxonomy places the organism in Eukaryota, Metazoa, Nematoda, Chromadorea, Rhabditida, Strongylidae. The record is from the annotation of a GenBank genome assembly.
AACUCCAGCAUCAGUUUUUAGGAAAUAUUUUACGAGAUCAGUUUGGCUGCCAAGAAAGUGUGGAGGGAUAAGAAUUAUCCAGAACGCCUUGCCAUAUACGUGCUGUACGCCAAACUAUGCAAAAGCUAUCUUGAUGUUGCCGACGAGGAAUCAUUCAAGUUGUGCGAAGCUGAAGCUAAGGAGGCGAAGUUCCUUGGAAAAGGCACUUUGGAUGACGACCAGUGGAAAGAAUCAAACCGAUCAAUCGAACAAAUCAAAAAAUUGAUAGGGGAUGCUCUUCACGAACGUGAACUCAUUGAUGAAGAUUCGGAUUCGUGA